Messenger RNA from Rhinocladiella mackenziei CBS 650.93, 1764 nucleotides. RefSeq lists its product as uncharacterized. NCBI's taxonomy places the organism in Eukaryota, Fungi, Ascomycota, Eurotiomycetes, Chaetothyriales, Herpotrichiellaceae. Gene Ontology annotation, molecular function: flavin adenine dinucleotide binding; NADP binding; N,N-dimethylaniline monooxygenase activity. Bases 1 to 1764 code for a protein of 587 amino acids. The record is from RefSeq and is a predicted model, not a curated record. The transcript is spliced from 4 exons.
AUGUCCUCCAAGUCAGGCUAUUUGCCUUCAUAUCGUCUUCCUACCAAUAAGAAUGCCGACACUUCCAAAUGGCCCGAAAUCCCUGUCAGCAAUCAGAACCUCACCAACACGGCAGUUGUCAUUAUUGGUGGUGGUAUAUCUGGAAUGUGCGCUGCAAUUGACUUGUUGGUGAAUCGGAAUAUAAAGAAUUUUGUCAUUUUAGAGAAAAGUGGUGGUUUUGGUGGAACUUGGCGAGACAACAAAUUUCCUGGCUGCUGUUGUGAUGUCUUCAGUGUCCUUUACUCCUACUCUUUCGCCCAAAAUCCUCAAUGGUCCCGCCGAUACCCUGGCCAGGAAGAAAUCUUGGAAUACUUGACAGAUGUUGCACAGAAGUAUGGUCUAUACAAAUAUGCACGAUUCCACACCAUUGUUGAAGCUGCCGCCUGGAAUGACAAGACAUUCAAGUGGGAAAUUUCCGUCACAAUCGGUGGAGGGAAGGAGUCAGAGUUCUCGUCCUCGUACAAAAUCACCAGCGACUUUUUAGUUACUGGAACCGGUCAAUUGAACAAACCCAAAGGCAUUGAUGUUCCAGGUUACCAGGACUUUCAAGGAAAGAUCAUGCAUUCUGCCCGGUGGGAUUGGAGCUAUGAUAUGUCAGGUAAACGCAUUGCAAUCAUUGGAACUGGCGCAACGACGGCUCAGAUAGCCCCGGAGGUGGCAAAGGUUGCCUCACAGCUAACCAUUUGCCAAAGAACUCCUGCCUGGGUCAUUCCUCGACAUGAUUCCGAGAUCCCGCAAUGGAAGCGUUGGAUCUAUACGUAUCUUCCUCCUGCUCGUUGGCGAGGUCGUGCAGAAGCGAUGGACUUUCGAGAAUCGUUUCAUUCUGCAGUCACCAAGUCCGACUCCCCUUACGCCGACCUGAUGAGGUCCAUGAACCACAAUCUAAUACGACAACAACUCCCUGACCGUCCUGAUCUCUGGGGAAAACUAUCUCCGAAUUACCAUCCCGGAUGCAAGAGAACCGUCAUCAGUGAUGACUACUACCCAACACUUGCUAGAAAGAAUGUCAAGCUGGAGACGGACAAGAUCGAGCGAUUUACUGAUGAUGGUAUUAAGUUUGUUGGCCAUAGUUCAGCGGACAAGUUUGACUUGAUAGUUUUGGCCACCGGAUUUGACACCUUUUCUUUUCUCUCACCAAUGGAAAUCACCGGUCGAAACGGAAGACCUUUGAAAGAGAUAUGGGCAAACGCUUCUCAUGCCUACAAAGGAGUCACUGUGCCUGAUCUUCCAAAUUUUGGCAUGCUGUAUGGCCCAAACACCAAUCUCUCGCACAAUUCUCUGAUCCUGGUGAUCGAAGCUCAAACCAAGUACAUCUCGGUUCUAAUCGAUCAAGUUCUCAAAGCUAGACGGGAGGGACAAAGCUUAGCUUUGUGUCCAUCAGAAGAGCAAACCUUGAAUUACUUUUCAAGCCUACAAAUGGCUUUGCAGAAGACUUCCUUUUCAGACCCCAACUGCAAUAGUUGGUGGAAACGUGAUGACGGGAUCAUCACCAAUAAUUGGGCAGGAACUGCCAUUGAUUAUCAGAAAAACCUUACUACUGUUGAAUGGGCAGAUUACAUUGCCUUUGGGACUGCAAGCCAUGAGAUCGAUGCCUUGAGCCGAAAUCACUGCGUUACCAGGAUUCACCGCGUUGUGGAAGAGACGAGCCUCAGCAGGACUGCCCUUGGUGUUUUCGCUGUUGGAGCUAUUGGUUUGUUUGUUCACGGGAUCUUGUUGAGUAUUUGA